Amoebophrya sp. A25 is the source of this 7386-nucleotide messenger RNA. NCBI's taxonomy places the organism in Eukaryota, Dinophyceae, Syndiniales, Amoebophryaceae. The record is from the annotation of a GenBank genome assembly.
GUAGUAGUGGCAGAAUGAAGAUCAAGACGAAGAUCAUUGAUAUGAAGAAGAAGAUCCCUCCGGAGAAGAUUCUUAACAUCAAGAUCAAAAUCAAGCUCAAGCUCCAUCUCUCAUCGGUAAAAUUCCUAAGAAAGCAAGAUCCAAAAUCAGCACUGAAUGGUAAUCGUAAUUUCACUCAAAUAGUAAUUGCGCUCAAGCAGGUCUGUCUUUUUGUGUUUAAGAUCAACAGUUCGAUAUCAGAAAAGCAAACCUCGGUUUUUUGAUUUUUCCCGUCGAAAGACGUAAAAAAUCUCGUAAUAUUCUACAUCCCCUUGCCCCUGUUGAUCUCUUAUAUGUUUUCCUGCAAUUGUUGACUUUAUUAUUUCCGAAAUACGUAAUUUCACUCUGGCAAAAAACUUACUACAUUGAUUACUUGAUUUCUGUUACCUAAUAUUUUGUUUUUUUUGGUAACUCGAAAACAAAAACCCUUGUGUUUCGCUAGAGUUUCGGCUCGUCAAAAGUGCAUAGUGGUCUUGUUGAGUAGCCUUCAGGAGAUCCUUAUAGAGGAUUUCUUCGAUAGUUAUAAUAGAGUCGAGUCUAAUAAGUUAUUAGGCUUCUUCUACUUCGAGUUACUCGAGUUGCAUCAACGGGAACAAGAAGUAGAAGAGGGUGAGCGUGAUAUUACAUAUUAGGAUGUGCUGCAUCACCUGACGCUGAUAGUCGCAUUUCCAUCACUUCUAAUGAGAACGAUGGUGGAGACGCUGCAAGAGUCGAAAGUCAAGAAGAGGACGGUCAAGCGAGAGAUAUGACAGGAAAAACAGAAAGUGUGUACUCAUGUAAUUAUUGCAAUACUCCAGAAAUAGAGAGGCACGACCACAGUUUCCUAUUUUUCCUACUGAAGAUCGCCUCAAGAAAAUACGACAAAGUGGAACCACCUUCCUAUUCCUAGUUAACAUCUUGAAUCAAAUCGCGUGCGUAUUCAUAUUUUCUGGAGGACCUCCUAUACCCUAAGCCCUAAGCUAUUUCCUCUCAUUCUUGGCGCCGACGAAUCUUCCUGGUUUUUGGAUAUAUCCACAGAGCUGCAGAAACAACAGAUACGCAUGAUGACAGGGAAAGCCGAAGAAAGUACCAAAUUGAAAUCCUUUCAGUUUCCAUAUGUAUCACUGCAACUGCUAAAAACGAGGACCUUAACUAUUAUUACAACUAGUACUACUACUGAUUUCAAUGAACUGAUGAAUCAUCUACACUUCUACUUCUGAAUUUAUGUACUUAUUUUCUCCUACAGUUUAACAAGAUGAAGAUAACGUCGUAGUGCGUCUACGUGGUCAAGGUCAUGAUCUUGGUUGCAUAUACUUAUGAGAUGAAGCUCGUGUUGACACUAAAGGUAAUAGUUUUACCACUUCUCUCUGUUUGGCAGACGCAGACAUGGAUGCGUGAGUGUAGUCUUAAUGUUAGUUUCUGUAAGUAUCUUCAGAUACAUUUUGAUUUUGAUUUUUGAGGCCUUAGUUAACAACAUACUAGUACUGAAACGACAAAAAAAGUACUGAAGGAGCCUGAGCCUCAGACGAUUAGAACUAACCGAGGCAAUAAGAAUAUCAUCUGACUUUCGGAAGCAGGAGACUAGGUAGUGUUAGUUCAUACUACACUAGUAUCAUCAACCUGUCCGAACACGCAGCCUAGUCCAUAGGCAUAGCCAUACGAGAUCAUAAAUCUGUAGAAAAAACGUACUAGUACAUCACUAGAACCAAAAAAUAACGACAUUACUUAACCUGAGUGAUGCAAGAACAAAACAAUUACCAACACUACUUGGCACAGGUGCGGCCGCGGGUUCUAAUGAAGAGGGUGGCGGAGGCGGCAACUCGUUUGCAGAUUGUGGCGUGAUCACGCUGAUCUCUCUUGUUAGCGUCCUCGUGUUAGCCCUGACCGUUGGUGUCAUUAUUGUUAUGCCUCACAAGUAAUGGUGCCAUAUGCGACAGGUAGUUGCUGUACAACUAGGUUGUACUUGUCGUGACCUAAUAGAUAGUUUGUGUAGUAGAUUCUUAUUCUACUUCUAGAUAAUGCCAACGACACCUUAGAAAUUUCAGACUGUACAGCUUGUAUGCAAAAAUUUCUGUCACUAUUGCUAAUACUAAUAGCUGUAGUGCUUCUAACCAUCCUCACUUCUCUCACUCAAAUCAGUAGUACCAACAUCACUAUCACGACUAGUAUAUUAGUCCGAUGUUUCAGCAUAUCUGCACUAGAACUAACUUAUGUUAGAAGUCUCUCUGUACUACUGCGGUGCUUGAUGCGCAGGGCUGAGGCGGGAGCCCCUCAGAAUCUGAAUCUAAUAAUCUAAAUCUAAAUCAGUGACUAACCCCCACACUCUUGCUACAGAAGUGUUAAUAUUGAUGAUUCUAAGGUCUCCACCUGUAGUAUAAACUCCACCUCCACCUCCCUCACCCACACGUCUAUGAUCUCUAAUGAAGCUAUUGUUCACUUUACUCCGGCGGCAGCAGCGGGUGGAUCGGGAGACGUGACCGAGUUUGAGGACGAAGUACAAGGAGAAUCUCCAGCAGAAAGCUUAAGGCAGAUUGAUGAGCAAUAGCGAUAGAUUGAGUGUAGGCUCUGCGAGUUCCUUUUGAUGUUUAAAGACCAGAUACUCAGUCUUUGGUCUUCAUCGGUCAACAUCAUCGUCAUCAUUAAUAGCUAUAGAUAUAGUCGAGAACUAACUCUACAGAGUGCUUGCGUGCGUGGUAAUCCGCACGUGGAAGCAAUAGCAUGAGCAUCGAGAUGGACUAAGAAUUGAAGUGAAAACCUCUCUCAUUCGCAACUACCGUUCUUUCCAAAAAUUGUAGGUAGUAGGAGAAAACGUGCAUUAUGCGGCACAACGGUCGAAAAAUACAGCUAGAAAUUGAGCCGAGGUAUCCAGCUAUUUGUAUUUCUAUUUACUGCCUUCUAGAAUAAGAAUCAAGAGUACCACUCAGGAUGACAAUCAAUCAAUUAAGAGUCUUGAGAUGAAGUAGAGACAGAAUAUAUUUCACCAGUGCUUGAAGACGCGUCGCCUCUAAUUCUUUCGAAUGCAAACAACACCUCGCUGCUUGAUGUUAUGGCUUCUUUUUGUACGUUCCAGAGUGGCAGUGGCUCCAGAGUGGCUUCCUUGUAUACAUGAAAUAGAAACUGAAACUGAAGACCUCCAAGACUUUUCUUGUUCAUAAUGAUCAGAUCAUUAAUUAUCGUACUAAUAGUUCUAGUAUGAAUAUGUUCCUUCUAGAUUCAUUCAAGUAGAAGUAGAUCCCGAUCACCCGCUUGUACUUACAGCGCUAACUACAGCACGACGACGACUAGUCCGGGUCCGCCUCCUAUUAUUAUUAAUCCCAGUUGUUCUUCUUCUUGUUGUGUUUGAAAGCUAACUAUAAAGAAAAUUCUAAUGAGCCACUGGAGAGCCCGGUUGGAAAAGAGGGUGAAGAGGACAAGGACGAGGGGGGCGCGCCUCCGAACAUGGAGGUUUUCGCGUUUGAUGAGCCUGCGAAUUAUGCGAAGAAUCAACGUUGUAAUUGUAAUUCUCAUAGUAAUAGGAAGUAAGAAGUGAAAAAGUGGUAGUUGUACUAGUACCUUCCUCGUGAACCUGAAGUACUACAACUUCAGAGUGUCCACUACUUUCACAUGCACACACGUGCUUCUUUCUCUUGUCGAAGUCUAUCAGGACAUCUGAUUCAGAGGACUUCUAGACUAAAACCCCUAUGAUUAGCUAAUUUCUAAUACCCCAUCUUUAUCAUCCUCAGAGGAAAGUCUGAAUCUGCUCUACAGCGAAACAGACUACACACUCAAGAACUACUACUAGCUGUAACAAGUCAAAUGAAGAUAGUACCGCCCAGCCACGACCUGUUAGUAAUAGUACCAGGCGACGGAUAUAAUAUCAUUCCUUGACUUAAAAGCAAUAUACUUUUCAGUCUACGCAUUCGCAUUGGUAUUCAAGUAUGUAAAUGAACUAAUCUCGACGGGCACUACUAAAAGUGUCAUCAGGGAUCCACACAUACACUCAUUGUUCUAUGUAAGUAUAUGUAUUCCGCUAAAUAAUAUGCAUGGAUGAAAGAAAAGCAAGUGCAAGAGGGAUACCUUUAUUUAAUUCUAUUCUUAUAGAUGACUGAUAUAGAUGACUCAUUCUGUCGAUACGUACCUUUAAAAAUACUUUUUUGAUCCUCACUGAACUACAACUGCUUAUAAUUCUUGCUCAAAUUUUUAUUACUGAUGUUGCGCUUCCGCUCAUGCAUGAAGGAAGAGGGAUACAACCAAACUGACUCUUUAAUUCUAUUCCGACUGAUAGAUGACUGAAGAUGCUCUACUGUAAGUAAUAAGUAAAAGUAUGUACCUUUGAAAAUCAAAAUUUCAUAACUAGCUAUAAAUCUGGAAAAACUUCUUGUGAUUUUGUUUUUUCCUUUCCUGCUGAAGGUGCUACUAAUAAAUUAGAGUUGUCUUAUUUGAUUCGUGUUUAGUUAGGGGUCUAAGACAGAAGAUUGAAUAGUCCGCUAUCGUCUAGAAAAACUGCAUUAGAGUUGUCGCUAAUACAUGAAGGAAGACGAAGAGGUGCCUGCGCGAGACGCGUCAGGCCGCUUUUUGGAUUUGGCGGAUGAUAAGUCUCAGGGAAAGCCAUCUACCGCAUCUGCAGCUGGAUUACCAGAGAAAGACGCAUCUGUUAUGAUUUGAAAUAAGAACUGAACGACAAUCAAGAGAGUGAGAUUUUUUUUUUAGAUUUUCGAUCAGGUGGAUUAUCAACAUCUGGAUUAACCACUUUAUAACUUUUUUUUUUAUUCUCGACAUCAAAUUUUCGUUAUGUUAUUAAUUGGUUUAUUUCAGGAGCGUUAUGCGGGGAAGCAACAAGAAGAGAGCAACUACAUCCCUACUUGAAGAGAUCGAAGUCUCGUAACCACCCGAAUACACGAUGAUGAUGAUGAUGAUGAUCCUUAUUAACAUUAAGUAUUUUCUAGUUAGGUCUGCCUCUGCUCCAACAACAAUAUAAUUAAAAUUCAAUUCAACAUUAACAUUAUCAAGUAGUUUCAUUAUGAUCUAAAGUUACGAAGAAGAUGUCGCAGGACAGCAUUCCCGACCGACCUAAAACCGGAAUCUUGCAGUUCCAGGAUACUCCCGCGAACCCAGGUGCAGAGAACCCAGCACCCGCAGAAGAGGACCAAGCUGCUUAUGCAAUACUUACUCAACCCACUGCCACUGUAUGAACAUUAAAACACAUACUGGGUUGGAAGUUGACAUCUCUAUGAGCAUGUCUAUGGUUUCUUCUAGUAGGAAAGCCAUAGAUAUGCGAGCUAGAAGAGCGGUCAACUUUCAACCCCUACACUCAGACUAAGCGCGUGUAGGUGUACGAGGACAGGGACACAAUUGAUAAAUAGAAUUACAGAAAGAUCUUGUCAAAGUUGUACUAGUCAGAGUUAUUAGUAGUGACACCCCCAGGGCAGUUGGACGAACUAGCGGAGCCAGAAUAGACGGAUCCUAGCAUAAACAUGGCCACGAACUAACUUUCUAAUGGACUAUUCUUUUUCUUUUUUUGUGUUUUUGUUUCCUAGUUAAGUAGGCGUGCUGGUGCUCCACCGUUUUUAUUAGUUUUUUCUAGUAGUUAGGUCAUCUGCGUCUACUCCACCACAUAAAAAGGGUAUUAGACUGUUCUAACAUCACGGAGGAGCACCCGCCCAGUUCUACAAUGAUGCCCUUGCUGAUGAUUCUGGCGAGGACUUCACGUUCUCCAAGCAGGAUUCCUACGAUGCGAAGCGCCGCCCUCUAGUCGCGGCUUCCUUAUGGUGAUGCCUAAGUCAAAGUCUGUCAUUGUCAAUUACUUGGUGAAUGUUUUCUUGAGUAUGAGAUAAUAACUAUCAGAACUUGUCUUAUGCGCCCCCAGUAUGUAAUUUGGAUGACAAUAGUUGAACAUGUUAGUUGAUUGUUUGAAAGGGUGGUGGCAUAUAGUCCUAACGCAAAAGAAAAACACGGGUGCUAGGAACAGUACCAUCAGGGAAACACACAUGACAUUUCUACAUCUAGUAAUAGUAGGAGUGCUAGGUGGAGUAAUGUGAGUCUUGAUGUUUGAAGUAUACCUAUACGUAGGCGUUGCUUGUUUGUUGAGAUGCAGCAGGCUCCCGGAACUAGAAAAUUGUGUAGUCUAAGUCAAUAGGACAAGUAUUGGAGAUACUCUGUUGAAGUUGUUAUCCAAGUCAUAUCUACGUCAUCUAACUACAUCCUUUUCUUGCUUAGGUGGACUAUAAUUUCUAUGAACAAGAACUCGUACAAGUAAAAGUCAGACUAUCUUGUUCAUAUGAUUACAUCAUAAUCUUCAGAAGAAGCAAGUUGCUGAAUAGUUGUAAUAUUUCUUUCUUCGCGAGAACAACAAGUGCAAGUGCGAGUCUAGCGGUUCUAAUGAAGAAACAAGUUCGCGAAGCCAGGAAGAGGGCAAAGCCGAGUCCAACCGACGGGUAAAGCACGGGUAAAUUGCGAUGUAAGCCUCCAGAAUUAGAAUAUUCACAGAGCUUGAACGCAUCACAAUCACUCCUCGUUGCCGAUGAAUGAACAGUGAAGGUAUAAAUCUUAGCAUGCACAUGAUGACGAUCAGGAGGAAGAUAGAAUUUCAAAUUCCAUUUACAGACGCAAUAUUAAUACCGAUACUUCUCCGCAGAUAAUUGUCGAACCUUUCUCCCGCUGAAUCUAUGGACUACAGCAAAACAGAUCAAAACCUAACUAAUAAUUUGCAACAAUUCUUUCACAAGAAUUUACUCGAAUUUAUUUUCUACAAGAACACAACGAACACGUUUACAAGAGCUAUUGCAACGCUUCUAACUUCUCAGCAUGAUCGAUACGAACAAGAAAGUGUUAGUACAAUGAUUUAAUAUUCACAUCAUGCCUGCCAUCCAGUGGUUUACGUUUAGUACCUUGAGCAUUGAUAACUUAUACUUACAUCACCUGUUUUCAGCAUUAACAUCCUCAUUCAGUUGCAACUCUGAUCAAAAUGAAUUGCAUUAACAACUUACAAUUCUUCUCAAAAUGAAUUCGAAUACGAAUUAAUGUCUCUUAUUUUCAUAGAAGUCAACAUUAAGAUUACGAUUACCAUUGUUCAUAAAAAAUUUCAAAAAUAUCACCAUUCAGACAGUCAUAGGUAGAAAAAAAAAUCAUCCUGCACAGCCACAGAAGAUCUAAAGACAUCAAAUGAGGACGAACGAGAAUACUCGUGACCUCUAUUGCGAUUGCCUAUCAGGGUAUAUGCAGCAGUGAAGUUGAAUUUAGUAUUAUGAUCGGGCGUCGAUGAUGAUGACCAUGACGUCACAACAAGAAGAAGAGGCACAGCUAGAACCUGUUGUUGACAAAGAUUGAGGUAUUACCUGUACAACUAGUUUGCUCCCUACUAGUAGAAUCUGAGGAACGAAUCUGUGCUAG